UGAAAGAGAAGCUUGACUUUACUAAAAGUUUUGUCAGAAAUUUCGAAUAUUUGAAUAAAUCUGGUCAUAAAGAUGCAAAUAAUAAAUUAUUACACAGUGAUGAGAAGCGGCAGUUAGUGAAGUCUAAGGCGAAUUGGUAUAUGAAACUGUGCUCUAGUCAGAAAAUGAACUCGAUUAAUCGAAUAACAAAAUCUCCUGGAAGCCAACAGAAGAGAAAGUCUGCUUAUUCUUCUGUUGCAUCAAAACCUAAGAGUAUGAGCAUGCAAACAGGGAAUAUAUCCCAUACUAGCAAGUCUAAGAGCAAGAUAAAUCAGAUUCCGACUUCAUGUUUCCUGAAAUUCCCAAAGAAAAGCAUUGGUCCAUCGAAAGUAAGGUUCUAUGAUGGAAAGGCAGAACAAAGGUUGCAAUGAACAUCAACUGUGGUCCCUCCAAAAUAAAACUAUUGUAAAUGAAAGCACUGCUAAAUCGAGUAAGAAAGACAUUAGUAAUUGGACAACUAAGAAUAACGACUAUAUUGAAAUAAAAAAUACUCAAGGGCUAGACAUUAAACCUGAAAUUUCUCUGAAAAAUGCUUCAUUAAAGUCAUUUAUCAAAUCAACACCUAGCGGAGAUUUGACUACAAAAGUGAGCACUACUACAAAGAUACAGCAAAUUGAUUUACUGACGAAAUAAGGUCAAAAAAGUGAUGAAAAGGAGGUCCAAGACUGGGCUCAGCACCCCUAAAAGCUGAAGAAUUGACUUAUGAAAAGACUCCCAAAAAGAAGAGAAUGCUGUGAAGAAUGUUAAUUUUAAAACCAAUGAUGUUGAAAAAGAUGUUAUUAAUUCGAUUACCUACACAAAUAGAAGCAAGGCCUCGCUGCAUCAUUCAAAGAUGGCGAGCCACAAUCUCAAAAGCAGUGAAAGCUUCAAGAACUUUGCAAGAGUGAAGGCGCCUAAGAAGCUCACUCAGGAAGGCUUCUCUGGUAGAAACCUGAGAUAUGCCUCUUCAACGGAUAGUAACAAUUUUUUAGAAAAUACAAAGUCAAUGCUGGUCAGGAAUACCACUAAAUUUGUGAAGGAAGAAGGACGAUUUACUAGCAAGAGAAAGUCUAGCUUUAUUAACAGAAAGCAGUAUGGAAUUUGUAACAAAUUGACUGAUAAGAGCUCAAGUAAGCUGUUAGAGACCCCUAACAGUCAGAGGCACACUCGGGGUAUUAAUGGUCAUAAUUCAACUAUGAAAAAGUCAAACCAAUUAUUUAAAGAAAUGAUUCAUGAAUUCUCUGAAAAAAAAGAUCUAACAAAUUAUUGCAACAGGACAUUGAAGAAACUUCAGCUCUCACAGAACAAAAAGUGGAUGCAUAUGAUAAAGAAUGGUACUAUUCAUAGCGAAAGAGUUCGAUCAUUCUCUGCGGUCAGAAUUAGCCACAGCUCGAAUAAUCCUAAUGUCCCGCUAAAACAGAUUUUCGUUGAUCGAACCAAAAUCAAUAUAAAAACUGACGAUUAUAUGGAUGACAGGAGCCUUAAAAUAGUUUCACAAGAAAAAUCUCCAAUGGAGCAGAGUGGCUCUGAAAAUCCCAAUCCAAAAGCUAUGAACUCUCCUGCAAUCAAAAUUAAUGAUAUCUUUGAGACCUUUGACGAAAACACCAAGCCAUCAUGGCAACUAGAGAGUAUGAAAAUGUUCGAAGUGGGAAAUUCGAUCGAGGAAUGCUCAAGCCAGUUAUUAAACCUUGAGGUCAGGAAUGAUACGGUUUCAUCUGGAACUUUAGAACUCUCUAUCCCAAAUGAGUAUCCUGACUCAGGGACUUUCAAAUCCUCUCUUAAAUUAUUUGGACCCCAGAAAUGUGAGCCUAUAGAGAACCAGAAGUCAAAGAGCCUAGUGAAUGCAGGCAAUGUGAACAAUAGAGUAGUAGGUCUGAUCCCAAAAACCAUUAAAGCUAAAAUAAAUAUCAAAUAA
Molecule: messenger RNA, 1933 nt
Organism: Moneuplotes crassus
Lineage: Eukaryota; Ciliophora; Spirotrichea; Euplotida; Euplotidae
Source: the annotation of a GenBank genome assembly